Molecule: messenger RNA, 776 nt
Organism: Trichomonas vaginalis G3
Lineage: Eukaryota; Parabasalia; Trichomonadida; Trichomonadidae
Product: phage tail repeat-like family
Exons: 1
Source: RefSeq, a predicted model, not a curated record
AUGUCAAGUGAAGUGACAAGAGCUGACAAAGAAUAUUCUAAAAAGACUCAUACACACGAUUUCUUCGCAACUGUUGGUAUAGAAAAUAUUGCAGGAACGGUUGAAGAACCUGAUGGAACUGGUGGGGAUGCAUUGUAUUGGAAACCUCCUAACUUUCCACAAGGUUUAACAUCGGAGGAUGACAUAACGACGAUGAAAUACACUAGAUGUAGAAAUGUCUAUGUCAUGGAGGAUGAAAACAAAGUUAAAUUCACUGCUCAAGAUUUAUAUGACAACAAAGCUGACAAAACAUAUGUUAACGAUGAGUUAGAUAAAAAAGCUGACAAAACAUAUGUUAACGAUGAGUUAGAUAAAAAAGCAGACAAAACAGAGCUUCAAACAUUAAAGACAGAAAUACUUCAAACAUUAUAUCCUAUAGGCUCUAUUUAUACGUCAAUGAACUCUACCAGACCAGAAGUAGUACUUGGUUUUGGAACUUGGACUCAAAUAGUUGACAGGUUUUUGUAUUGUGCAAACUCUUCAAAGGAAACAGGUGGAAGUAAAACGAUUUCAGGUGAAAAUUUACCUGCACACAGUCACUACAUAGAUUUAAGUACAUCUCAAGCAGGUUGGCAUAAGCAUAAAUUUUGGGAUUGGCACGCCUUGAAAAAAGGUAAAGGAUAUGAUGUUAAAGACGACGUUCAGUUUGCUAUAAAUUGUUACUGGAGUGACACUCAGGGAGAUGGAAACCAUACACAUCGCGUUACAGGAUAUACACAAACAACGGGACAAAGUAA